UAGAAUAUAUUCAUAGGGACUUAGAGAUGGUGUUUUUGUAGAAGGUGAUGGUGCCUUCACAAAACUCUAAUACAUCCUCUGAUGUUUAGACGCUUCUUCUCUUUGUGCCAACAUGAAAACCGAUUACUCCAUGGCAUUAUAUACAAACGGAAAGUAUUUUUAAAAGAUUUUUUUACCAUAAAAAAAAGUCUUCGAAUCCUCCAAAAACACAGGUGACUUUUGUAUCCGGCUUGAUUGACAGACGGCAGCUUCCAAGACCUCUGAUUGGCUUCCUCGGGCAAUUACCGCUGAGUUUCAAUUCUGCAUCUGACUGGUGCGCGAUCGAAUAGUGUUUUACGGUGUUAAAACUGUUAAGGAGUCAGGCAUUGAAGGUGGUCUCAAAAUUGUGCCAUUCAACUUGGUCACUUUGUGUGUCUAUUAUUGGUGACUGCCGGCCGUGUUAGCACAGUCCUCCUGAAUACUACACAUGUGGGAUUGUUGUUGAUGUGCAGGUUGAAUAGGACUACAGCAAGAUAAACAUGGGCUCUGUUAAAUCGUCUUUAAACUUAUUUAUUCUCGACUUGAAUACUAUAAGUGUAAUGUUGGAUGUGUAGUCGUCAUUGGAUAGUUGUUUGUUGAUGUUCGGCGGCAAAACUCUUAGGCGAAUAGUCUAACUCAUCAUGCCAAUUCGAAGGGGUCGAUUUGCUCCGCAAAAUACGUUCCUGGAGACGAUUGCUCAGAAAUUUGACCAUGGAAAUAGUAACUUCGUAUUGGGAAGCGCACAAGAAAAGAACGACUACCCGAUAGUCUACUGUAGCGAUGGUUUUUGUGAACUAACAGGAUUUUCGAGAAGCGAUUUGAUGCGACGAAGUUGUGCCUGUAACUUUCUAUACGGCUUAGAAUCCAAUCAGGAUGACAUCCAGAGUAUAGAAAACGCUCUAAAAUCGCAAAAAGAAUUAAAAAAAGAAAUCCUGUUUUACAAGAAAAAUGGCUCCCCAUUCUAUUGCUUACUGGACAUUGUACCAAUCAAGAAUGAAAAGGGCAACGUGGUACUUUUCCUGGUAUCUCACAAGGAUGUCACCAAGAGGAAACUAAGUGGUGAAAUAAUACACGACGAUGACCAAGCUACUUCGAAUGGGGGUGGUAAGACGGCUUCAAAGAGCAAACUAAGUCGAUCGAGGUCCAGAAAGUUCAGCCGAGAUGUACUGCUUCAUUUGUCGCGUCAAUACCAACAAAGCAGUAACCCAACAAAGACCACAGCCAGACGGUCCGUCAAACGAUCACGGUCAUUUUCGUUCACAUCUGAAAGACUUCCACAAUACAAAAGAGAAUCCACCAAGAAAUCCAAGUUCCUUUUCCUUCACUACAGCAACGAGAAGGGCCUUUGGGACUGGUGGGUGUUGGUGCUAACGUUCUACAUCGCCAUAAUGGUUCCGUACAACGUCGCCUUCAGCCGGCACGGCAAGACGAAAGACCUCAUCAUUGUCGACAUGGUUAUCGAACUGUUUUUUAUUCUUGACAUAGUAGUUCAUUUUCGUACGACUUUCGUCGAUAACGCUGGUCGGAUAGUGUACGACCAAAAGGCUAUAGCCAUUCACUACCUCAAGGGAUGGUUCGUAUUGGAUUUUUUGGCAGCUUUGCCGUUCGAAGCUCUGUACUUCGUCAACCAAUCAUGGGCAGGUUCAGCUUUUGAUAGAAAGGGUUCUGCGUUCAAAGAGGGUUUUCUAGUUCAACUUUUAAAAUGUGGCCGUCUUCUUCGUCUAUUCCGCGUGGUUCGCAAGCUGCAUCGCUACACCGAGUACAGCACUGUUCUUCUUACUCUUCUUAUGUUGGCCUUCGCCAUGGUCGCUCAUUGGUUGGCCUGCGUGUGGUAUGUUAUUGGUCUAGAGGAGGUCACCGAGAAAUCAACAAUAAGCUGGUUGUACCAGUUUGGAGAGACAAUCGAAAGACCCUUUGUUAACUUUUCGCUUGAAAGUGGUCCUGACGAAGGAUCGGCUUAUGUCACUUCGUUGUACUUCACAUUGACCAGUAUGACUACGGUGGGAUUUGGUAAUGUGUCUGCUAAUACUAAUGCAGAAAAGGCAUUUGCAGUCAUCGUGAUGCUCAUUGGUGCUCUUAUGCACGCAGCAAUAUUUGGGAAUGUUGCAGCAAUCAUCCAGAAGUUAUACGCAAACAGAGUUCGCUACCAUUCUCGAGCCAACGAAAUCAAACAGUUUAUUCGGGUACAUCAUAUCGACACUGAUUUGUCAAAUCGUUUGGAAGACUAUUUUCAUACCACGUGGUCAAUCUCAGGGGGCGUGGACACGAGGGAGAUCCUUGCCACCUUCCCAACAGAGAUCCAAUCAGAUGUCUGUAUGCAUCUUUACAAGGGAUUGCUAGAACUGCCAUUGUUCAGUCAGGCGCCAAGGGGUCUAGUACGUAUGUUAUCGCUGCAGGUUCGGCCGGUUUACGUUGGACCAGGAGAAUACCUGUUGAUGCGAAAUGACGUUGUAAACUGUAUUUAUUACAUAGCAAGUGGAUCCAUGGAGGUCCUACAAGGAGAAUCAGUGGCAGCUAUAUUAGGUAAAGGUGAUUUAUUUGGUGAAGAUAUUUCCAGGAAGAUCCCCAUAAGAAGAUCUAAUGGUGAUGUCAGAGCAUUGACAUAUUGCGAUAUCUACUAUAUAACACGUGAUCUGCUCCAAGAAGUCUUGCAUUUGUACCCUGACUUUUCGUACAAAUUUGCAGAGAAACUGGAGCUUACUUAUGACCUCGGUGCGAGUGAGCGUGAUAUCUGGCGACGAGGUGGUCUUGAUUCCAUAUCAGAAGAUGAAGAAGAAGAAGAAAAUGAAGAGGAAACAAGUGAUUCUCCAGAAACAGGAUCUGAUGCCAAUAACAUGGCCAGUAAAUUUCCAGUUAGGAACCGUUUUACAAAACGCCUCAAUCCCUUUAGCCCCAAUGAAUCAUGGCGGAUGUACUCCAGGCCACAAUUUCAAAGACAUAAUCGCUUUGGUUUGAACGAAAACCAACCAUUGCUCAAUCCUCCACAAGACAAUUUAGUACCAAUAAGCGGAAUUAAAAUUUUACAACCAUCAAAAAGGCAAAUCUCUUUUGAUACCAAAACUAUGGAGCAGAAAGAUUCAGAAAUGUGUGAGGAGGCUGUUGAAUGUGAUACAAACCUCGAAUGGGAGCAGGAAACGUUUACUCUUAAGGAGGAGAAAGAAGAUGAGGAGGAGAAUGAUGAACUUGUGGACACACAAUCCAACAACCAUGAGCUUGCUUCAUUAAGAAACAGUGUCGAAAGUCAUGCUAGUAUCACAGAUGACGAUUACGAAGACUGCGAUCGCCAUAAUGGACCAGAGACGAGCUACAGACUUGCGAAAGAAUCAUUCUUGAAGCACUUGAGGUUAGGUACAGAAGACCACGACCACGAUGAAGAGAUGAGUUAUUAUCCACAAAAUUCCAUCAACAGAUCCGAACAUGAAGAUGAACCAUACAGAAAAAGUGUGGAAAAUUACGACGAUGACCAAACAUACAACGAUCGAGAAGACCUCAUAGGAUUCACUGAGUUUGCAACACCAAACCGCACCCCAUGUUCAAGCCGUCAACUAACGCGUUCACCUAUGCUCGUCAGUCCAACACAUAGUUUGAAUUUCAGACGUUCUUCUAAAUCUCAAACUGCACGUAAUAAAUUGCGCAGAGAUCAUUCGGACUCAGCUUUACUUAGAAGCCCAACAGAGGGAUCGAGAAAAGAAUUUGAUCAAAAGUUGCCAAGAUUUUACUCUGGAGACCAUGAGAGACAAGCGAAGUAUGUUCGUAGCAGCGAGGCGUUGCGUGCCAAACCGAUGAACGAGUGCUCUACGUCUCCGAAGCAAAGUAUUCAUCAUGAUGACAAUUCACGGCAUAGCUUGUGCCCCUCUUCAACACUAGACAGUCCCUAUGUAAGCAUUAAACGAUUGUUUGCGUUAACACCUCCCCCACGGGACGACUUUGUUGAGUACCCUUCAAACGAGGACGUGAUGUGCUACGGUGCUCCAAGCCGGUCUGAGAGUCCAUCGAGAUUUAGUGAUUCAGGUAGGAGCCCUAGAAAUUCCUUGCGACGAAAUAUGACAUCUAGUUUUACUUCUCCCGCGAGCUCCUGUGGAGGGCUUAAUGAGGAGAAGGAUAGACGACCAUCAUCAAGGCGAAGAAAAAUGUCGACGGCAAACGCUCCACCGCCAUUAAUAUUUGCUAGUUUAGUAGCACAGGCUUGUAAAAGUCCAUAUGCAGACUUUGUGCCACCUAAGAUUGUACGGGAAUCUACCAUCACCUGUAACUGUGAAGAGGAAGAAAGCUGCGAAGCAUGUGGCGAUAAGGAUUCCGUUGGUGGGACUCCGAACGGUAAUCUAAGCAGCAAUGAAGAAUUAAGAGAUGGCUAUGAGUCUUGUGUUAUGGAAGAUGUUGGUCGCCGUAGAAAAUCUGGCGAAAGGCUGGAACUUUCGUCUACUGGAAAAGAAUGCUCUCCUGAUUUUGUUGUGAACAUGAAUGCAAAACAUGAAGAGUUGAAUUCUCAGACGUGCGACGUUCAAAAUUCGAUUCCUAUAGAAACAACCGAUAGAGUAAAUUACCAAAAAGAUAAUGUCACACCAAGUUAUGAGAGAAGAAAGCGACCCCUCUUCACGAGAGAUGCUGCAGUGUAUUCUUCGUCAUCACAAGUAGAUGAAUUGGAGUCGCUCAACACCCCGAUAGACUCCCCUUGUCUACUCAAAAAGAUGUUCCACACAGAAAGUGAAUGUUCUACAAAAGAAAAAGAUGAGUACAAUGUCGGUGAUUGUGCAACGGGUUCACAGUAUGGGGAACCAAGAUUAUCUCUUGGUUACGAUCAACGCUUAGAUAAGAACAGUGAGGGUACUUUCCCAACUGCUUUUAAAUCGGAAGAAGCUACCGAUAUUCCUCCAUUUUUCGAUGAGGUUUUUGGUAAGGACAAGAAAAACGUAGGUUCUCUAGGACAUUCAAAUGCAGAUUCUGCUACAAACCGUCUUCACAUAGGCACAAAUAGUCACAGCCCUUCUUCGAUGUCUUCUCUUUCCUCUCCACUAUCACAAUCUGCCGGAAUACACACUUCUGCCACGGAUCUGAGUCAUUGCGAGAGCAGCAACUCAAACCUAGAUAUUCAUUUUCCAGAGCAUUACUCUGAAUCAGAACGUUCUUAUCAUACACGAAAACCUACAAUUUCUGGAAUACACUCAACUCACUCACUCGAAGGAGUUCCUAAUCCUAGGCGACCUGCAGACUUGAAUGUUAGAACGAUGAGAAAUAGUUAUUCUGAACCGCACUUACAGUCUCCAAUUAGAAUUUUUCCAAGACUGGAAAACCUUGAUGAUGGAGACAUGUUGAGCGACUUACAGCUAGAAGACAUCUUCAAAGAUGUUGUCAACACUAAACAAGCUAUGGAGCGCUUACAAAUGAUUCUCUCGUCUCCUGAGCCGACUAUGAGCUCAGACUUAGCAGAUACAAAGGAAACUGUAAAACGACUAGAUCAACAGGUUCUGCACUUAAACCAAGACCUGGCCUCCCUCAGAGGAGAUGUAAAGAUGGUAUUAGAAUUGUUAAAAGGCCUCAAAAAUGGCCAAACAGUUCACCCUUGAUGUGUGUUUUACAAUCAUUUCCAAGAAAAUGAAAUAAUAAUUAUAGUAGCCAUGUUUACUGAGAAAUUGUGUUUCAAAUUCAACCAACAUGGUGGCUAUGAAAACUAGCAAUAAACUAGUUAUAACAGACUAAAUGAUAUAAAUGGCCGCCAUGCUGGCUGACAUAACAAAAGACUUCUGGCAAAUCUUUUGCCAUGUUCAACCAAUAUGGCAGCUGUGAAAACACAAUUAAUCCUGAAAAUUUUCAAAUGUUAUUUAAACAAUUCAAUACUUUAUAUACGAAAUUUGAUAAAAUCCCAUAUCAUUUACAAAUUAUUAAAACGUUUAUAAUUGCUAAAGCUAAGGUUCUAAGAAACAUUCUAACAGUUAUGUUCAUGUCUUCAAAAUACGUGUCUUCAAGAUACAUACCGGCUGGAAUGUUAAGAUUAAUCUAAAAAAGUCUAUUUAAGGUAUCUCGUAUAUUAAUUGGCAGAACACGGCAACUGGAUAUUGAAUUCAGAACAGAAGAAGAGGCGGCAUGAAGCAAGAAUCUGUAUCAAAUUUCAGUGUUAGAAUGGAACAAUUCCUCUUCUACUGCUGUGAGACUUGACUGCAGCCUCGUUUGUACAGGUCUUCCGUAUUGUAAACAAUGUGCAACUUGAACACUACUAUUCCUUUGAAAUUCCACAGACUUUAAAUUUUAAUCAAUUUCUAUGAAUAGCUAGCUUAUAAAAGAGGCUAAAACUGUACAAAUGAGUCUUUGGUCUUCAAAAGCAGUAGUUAAGAAUAGUAAAAGCACAUCGCUUACGAAAACACUUGAUUCUCCGUCGAUCACACUGAUGACGUUGCAAAAGUUGCGACAGGCUCGAAUUUAACGGGGAGCUCUAUUCUGAGAUUUAACUGUUGAGCAGUUAGAAUGACUUGGAAAUUAAACAAAACUUCUGUACAAAUUAUGGCAAGAAUAUGUUGAAGUCGCGACGCAUGCUUAAUUGACGCAUGCUUAAUUGACGCUCAAAUCAACCAAAGGACAAAUUACAUCCUGUAUUUUUACUAUUUUCAAAAGUUUGACAAGUGCGGCUAAGUAAAUGAGCUUUUAACAAGAGAUCGAUAGCUGGAACUUGAGCGAUCUCACACACUUGUUUUGACUUUCUACUAACAACAUCUUCUUUUGGUUAAGGGAAAUUUGGCUCAAACGUUUAGGAUCUUUACAUAAUAAAAACCCCGGAAUCGCCUCAGUUUAAAGCCCUAGCCCUAACCCUGGAUAGACCGAUGACUAGAACGCGUUUACUUGGAGACGAAAACCACAUGAAAAAAGAAGCCGUUUCUAGUAGAAUGCUCACAACUUAUAUGUGAAACAGUGCUAAAUAUAUUUUGAACUAAAUAGUACAAAAUAGUGCGUCGCAAAGUUUAGAGUGAUUUUCCACAGACCGCAUUUGAAACAGUUCUUGUUCUAGUGGUUAGUGAAUAACAGUCAAAUAGACACAAAAGAAAACUGGUAUUAAGUCAGACCUACUAUUUUUAUUAUUCUACUAAUUAUUUCACGUGAGGGUGUGAGGAAAACCACUCUGAUUGUUUUCUAUUGUUUCGUCAGUUCUAUUUUAGUAAUAAAUAGUGCUAGUUAUGCA
Molecule: messenger RNA, 7186 nt
Organism: Actinia tenebrosa (Australian red waratah sea anemone)
Lineage: Eukaryota; Metazoa; Cnidaria; Anthozoa; Actiniaria; Actiniidae
Biological process (GO): potassium ion transmembrane transport; regulation of membrane potential
Cellular component (GO): plasma membrane
Molecular function (GO): voltage-gated potassium channel activity
Source: RefSeq, a predicted model, not a curated record